This is a messenger RNA of Nicotiana attenuata, 831 nucleotides long. Its product is annotated as NAC domain-containing protein 30-like. The transcript has 2 exons. The record is from RefSeq and is a predicted model, not a curated record. Gene Ontology annotation, biological process: regulation of DNA-templated transcription. Bases 1 to 831 code for a protein of 276 amino acids. NCBI's taxonomy places the organism in Eukaryota, Viridiplantae, Streptophyta, Magnoliopsida, Solanales, Solanaceae. Gene Ontology annotation, molecular function: DNA binding.
AUGGAGUAUUCUCAGGCUAAGUGUUUUUCUCGCCCGAUGGGUCAUCGCUUUCAUCCGACGGACAGGGAAGUGCUCAAGUAUCUAAUAGGGUUUGUGAGAGACGAGCCACUUCACUCUCAGAAUGAACUCAUGCCGGUGGCGGAUCUCUACGCCGACAAGGAGCCAUGGCAGAUUUUCGAAGCUUAUGAUCAGGGAAACAACAACAACAACACUCGUUACUUCAUAACGCCGCAGAAGAAAGAGAAACCUACGUGGAAAAGAGUUUCAAGAACUGUCGGGAAGGGCACUUGGAAGCCUCAAAGCAAAGGCCGAGAGGUGUUUGAUGAUAAAGGAAGACUCAUGGGAUACGUGAAAAGUUUGAAGUACAUCCCCGCUAACAAAUCGUCAAACAACGUGAACGGCGAAUGGUUGAUGACUGAGUACUCUUUGUUUGAUCGUUAUCUGGCUGCUAGGGAGAUUAAGAACAAAGGUUUCGUAAUUUGUAAGAUCAAGAAGAAGGGCAAACCCGGUGACGAGAAAAAAGGAAACAAUAUUGAUGAGGUAGUUAAUGAUGAGAAUAUGAGAGAUAUUGAAGAAUUUAUCAACACCGUGUUGCAAGAAGAUGUUCAAGUUGAAGACAAUGGUAUAAGGUUGAAUGGUAUAGCAAAGCUGGAUGAUCAAGAGAAUAAUAUUAUCCAAUAUGUAGAGGGAGAUCAAGUUAGAGACCAUGUACUUGGUUUGUUGGAUUCCCCAGAGGAUAUUAAUAUGGAAUACCAAGUCGAAGACAAUCAACAUGCUACAUUCUGGGCUUCUGCGGAAGAUAUCGAUCUGGAUACCAUCAAUUUCUUUUAG